UUUUUUUCUCUAAACUCUACGACGGUUCGACUCGACUUGGUUCUCAUACUUUUCUUCAUUUCCUGAGAUUUUUCAUUUAGAUCUACAAGGAUUCCAGCUCUCAAUUCACUCCUUCUCCGCUGCCUGAAACAACCACCAUUGUGACUCCGCGGCUGUCGUCGUCGACCGCUGCCUGACGCCUCUAUUUCAUUCACUGAUUCAGCCUAGCCAUGAGUGGCCACGAUUCGAAGUACUUCUCGACCACCAAGAAGGGUGAAAUUCCUGAACUCAAGGAAGAACUCAAUUCUCAGUACAAGGAUAAGAGAAAAGAUGCUGUUAAGAAGGUGAUUGCUGCAAUGACUGUUGGGAAGGAUGUGUCUUCGCUUUUCACUGAUGUAGUGAAUUGCAUGCAAACGGAAAAUUUGGAGCUUAAAAAGCUGGUUUAUUUAUAUCUUAUAAACUAUGCUAAGAGCCAGCCUGAUCUAGCAAUACUUGCUGUAAAUACAUUUGUGAAGGAUUCACAAGAUCCAAAUCCUCUGAUUCGAGCUUUGGCUGUACGGACAAUGGGUUGCAUUCGUGUUGACAAAAUUACAGAGUACUUAUGCGAUCCUCUUCAGAGGUGUCUAAAGGAUGAUGAUCCUUAUGUUCGCAAGACAGCAGCCAUUUGUGUGGCCAAACUUUUUGACAUAAAUGCUGAGUUAGUUGAAGAUAGGGGUUUUCUGGAAUCUCUCAAGGAUUUGAUAUCUGACAAUAAUCCAAUGGUUGUAGCAAAUGCUGUGGCAGCCCUUGCAGAGAUUCAAGAGAAUAGUAGCAGACCCAUCUUUGAGAUCACUAGUCACACACUCUCCAAGCUGCUUACUGCUCUAAAUGAGUGCACAGAGUGGGGCCAAGUUUUUAUAUUGGAUGCUCUUUCUAGAUACAAGGCAGCUGAUGCUCGUGAGGCUGAAAAUAUAGUGGAGCGAGUUACUCCAAGACUACAACAUGCUAAUUGUGCAGUUGUACUUUCAGCUGUUAAGAUGAUCCUCCAACAAAUGGAACUUAUCACCAGCACUGAUGUUGUUCGAAAUCUUUGCAAGAAGAUGGCUCCUCCUCUUGUGACAUUACUUUCUGCAGAACCUGAGAUACAAUAUGUUGCAUUGCGAAACAUCAACCUAAUUGUACAGAGACGGCCUACAAUCCUUGCACAUGAAAUUAAGGUGUUUUUCUGCAAGUACAAUGAUCCAAUUUAUGUGAAGAUGGAGAAACUAGAAAUCAUGAUAAAACUGGCCUCAGACCGAAAUAUAGACCAAGUUCUGUUGGAGUUCAAAGAGUAUGCGACAGAAGUAGAUGUGGAUUUUGUCAGAAAGGCUGUUCGCGCAAUUGGCCGCUGUGCCAUCAAGCUGGAGAGAGCAGCUGAACGCUGCAUUAGUGUCCUGCUAGAGCUGAUUAAAAUUAAAGUAAAUUAUGUGGUUCAAGAGGCUAUUAUAGUUAUCAAAGAUAUAUUUAGAAGAUACCCUAACACUUAUGAAUCAAUUAUUGCAACACUUUGUGAGAGCUUAGAUACUUUAGAUGAGCCAGAAGCUAAGGCUUCUAUGAUCUGGAUAAUUGGGGAAUAUGCGGAAAGAAUUGACAAUGCUGAUGAGCUCCUGGAAAGCUUCUUGGAAAGUUUCCCUGAAGAGCCUGCACAAGUUCAGCUGCAACUGUUGACUGCAACUGUCAAACUCUUUCUGAAAAAGCCAACUGAAGGCCCUCAGCAGAUGAUUCAGGUUGUUUUGAAUAAUGCAACUGUGGAAACAGACAAUCCUGAUUUACGUGAUCGUGCAUACAUAUAUUGGCGACUGCUUUCUACUGAUCCUGAGGCUGCUAAGGAUGUUGUGCUGGCUGAGAAGCCUGUUAUCAGUGAUGAUUCUAACCAACUUGAUCCAUCUCUCCUUGAUGAGCUUCUUGCCAACAUUGCUACGUUGUCCUCUGUGUAUCAUAAGCCCCCAGAAUCAUUUGUAACCCGUGUGAAGACAACAGCACAAAGAACUGAAGAUGAUGACUAUCCAGAUGGGAGUGAAACAGGGUAUUCGGAAUCACCUGCUCAUCCUGCAGAUGGUGCUGCAUCGCCUCCAACCAGUUCAAGUAAUGUUCCAUAUGCUGGAGCAAAGCAACCUGCCCCUGCACCGGCUUCUCCUCAGCCUGCAGCUCCUGUGCCGGAUUUACUUGGUGACUUGAUAGGCCUGGAUAAUAGUGCUAUUGUCCCUGUUGACCAGGUGUCUACUCCUGCCGGUCCGCCUUUGCCAGUUAUUCUACCAGCAUCAGCUGGUCAUGGUUUACAAAUCAGUGCGCAGCUAAUUCGAAGAGAUGGUCAAAUCUUUUAUAGCUUAUUGUUUGAGAACAACUCACAGAUUCCUAUUGAUGGGUUCAUGAUUCAAUUUAACAAGAAUACAUUUGGUCUUGCUGCUGCUGGACCCUUGCAGGUUCCACAAUUGCAACCUGGGACAUCAGCAGCAACUCUGCUGCCUAUGGUAUUGUUCCAGAACAUGUCUACUGCUCCUCCAAACUCACUUUUGCAAGUUGCUGUGAAAAACAAUCAACAGCCAGUACUGUACUUUAAUGACAAAAUUUCAUUGCAUGUAUUCUUCACUGAGGAUGGGAGGAUGGAACGUGGAAGCUUCUUAGAGACAUGGCGGUCCCUUCCUGAUUCAAAUGAGGUCUCAAAGGACUUUCCAGGCAUUGUAGUGAACGGUGUAGAAGCUACUUUAGACCGUCUGGCUGCAUCGAACAUGUUCUUUAUUGCAAAGAGGAAGCACGCCAACCAAGAUGUGUUCUACUUCUCCACUAAAAUUCCUCGUGGAAUUCCCUUUCUGAUUGAACUCACCACAGCUGUUGGAACUCCAGGGGUCAAGUGCGCAAUCAAGACUCCAAACCCCGAAAUGGCACCACUGUUCUUUGAAGCUGUCGAGACUCUCCUGACUAGUUAUUAGUUAAUCAUGUUUCCUGUGGCAUGCUUAUUAUUUUUGUUUUCCAUAUCUUAUUUCGGCAAUUUUUGGUGUGUAAAAUCUGCUUUGGGUAGUGAGGUUUUGAUUGAUAAUUCUGACCUUAUUAGUUUUUUUACUUUUUUUUUUCCUCCUUUUUAUGACAUCUGUAUUAAUCUGAACCAUAGAUUCUUGUAUGAUUUUAUUGUUACUAAUUUUUUUUUUUUUUGGGGCAGUGACUGAAGCACUUGUAUUCUAUUGGCUUGUAAACUACUUUUUUUUUUUUAGUAGUUUUUAGCAAUGAUGGCAAGAAUUCGCAAUGAUUUUUCUCAUCAUAGAUUCAGUGGUUGGGGGACAUUGUUAUGCAUUGAAAUCCAGAGAGAUGCUUUUUCUUAA
Molecule: messenger RNA, 3314 nt
Organism: Hevea brasiliensis (rubber tree)
Lineage: Eukaryota; Viridiplantae; Streptophyta; Magnoliopsida; Malpighiales; Euphorbiaceae
Product: beta-adaptin-like protein B
Exons: 16
Coding region: 210-2927 (905 amino acids)
Biological process (GO): intracellular protein transport; vesicle-mediated transport
Cellular component (GO): clathrin adaptor complex; membrane coat
Molecular function (GO): clathrin binding
Source: RefSeq, a predicted model, not a curated record